Molecule: messenger RNA, 5695 nt
Organism: Beta vulgaris subsp. vulgaris (sugar beet)
Lineage: Eukaryota; Viridiplantae; Streptophyta; Magnoliopsida; Caryophyllales; Amaranthaceae
Exons: 3
Coding region: 2768-4261 (497 amino acids)
Source: RefSeq, a predicted model, not a curated record
CUUAGGCUUCUUCUCUUUGACAUAAAAUAACUUAAUUGAAUUGAAUUGAACUGAACUUAUUACAACUGAACUGAAAUGAACUGUUACAACUAAUAGAAAUGAUAGUUGGAGCCGAACUGAACUAAUUGCAAUUGAAUUAAACUGAACUGAUUGCAAUUGAACUGAACUGAAAAUAAGCUUGGGAAAACAAUCCCUUAGUUAGUAAAGUCUUGUAGGGUAGUACCCAAGACCUAAAAUCGAAUCCCGUCUACAUUACCACGCUUAGUCGUUCAUUCACACCCAAAGAAAUCAAGUUGUACGUGACGAUGAUUCGAUUCUUGCUCAUUGCAAAGUGAGAUCCCCAAAUUCCUCCAAGAGGAUCUUCAUCUCAACUUAAAAAAAUUAUAUAAUGUGUGCACUAUUUGCAUAUUUUUGGUGGCAUUUUGGGUAAUAUUGUAAAAGUAAACUUUUUAAAACACCCCUAUAUAGUUCUGAAAAGUGAAAGGUACCCAAAACGCUAGCCAGUUACUACAGAAUUACAAUCGUCAAUAUAUUCACUAUUUGUAGGAUAUGAAUUAGGCAAAGCCUGGCUGUCACAGAAGGGAUGCAGUGUCAAUAAUUCUACUUCCACGUUUUUUCUACAAUGGUGUUAAGAGUUCUAAGGUUGGAUCUCAAUAGACGGUUUUUGGAGUUUGUGUUUAAUUUAUGGGCGUUGUAUAAAGAAGGCCCGUGAAAGAGGAGUGUCCCAUGUUUGAAGAAUUAAUCAGAUGAGAUUUGAUAGAAGGAUCGUUGUCACAUGUACUACCAGAUGUACAAUUAUGAAUAUGAUGCAGUGGUAGAUCGUGAAUUAGAUGCCAAUUGUUUGUUUUGUGAUGUGAGCUUUUAUUUCUUUUUUGUUCUUUGUAUAGAGAAAAAGUCCAUUUUGUUGAAAGAGAGAGGGGAUAAGGGCUUGGGAGUCAAAUUGUGGACACUACGAGGGGUAUCUUGGUCUUUCUUCUUUGGAAUUGGUACCGCAUAAUCUUAAUUCUUAAGCAUAUUUUGCCAUCAACAAAAAUAUUAUUGAACUUAAUCUAGUACUUAAAAAAUAUUUCUACUUGAUUAGUACUUUCUCUUUAUCUUUUAUUUUUUUAUAUUUUUAAUUUUGACACUAUUUACAAUAAGAGAAUAUCUUCUACAUUCUUCUCAAUAUAUUAAAAAAUAUAUACUCAUGUGGGGUUCUGUUUGAUUCGUCUCACUGUGUAGUUUAUUAGUAUUUGAUCGUUAUAAUUUAUAUUAAUAUGUAACUAAAGAUAUUUAAGGUCAAAGUUCAUUGUGGCUCGACUUGAGACAAUGAGCCCACAUGACUGUAAUAUCUUUAUUUACAUAUUAAUAUGUACUUUAUUCGUCUCAUUGUGGCUCGACUUGAGACUUUAACGAACUGAGCUGAGUUAUGAUAAGCUCAGUUCGAAAGGCUCGUGAACAUGCUCAAUAACUUUUUUAUAUAUGAAAAUAAUGUAUUAUGUAUGUAUAUAAAUAUAUUUAUAUAUUAUACAAUAACAAAACAAUAUUUUUAUUGUCAAAUAAUAAAAUCAAAAACAGAAACAUUAAAAAACGGUUUUUUCACCAAAUACCCCUGACAAAAAAAUUUAUUCACCAAAUACCCCAGGUUUUUUCAAAAUUCACCAUAUACCGCUGACUUUUAACAAAAUUCACCAGAUACCCUUAGUUUUAACGGACGUUAGUGCUCUAUUAGGUUGUAUCUACAACUUUGCCCUUAAUUUGUGGCGCCAUUAUGGUUAUGUUCCUUUGCCAACCUGACAAAAAAUUUCUGCAAAAAAAAUCCACGCCCUUUGAACUCCCCCCCUCUUGCUCUGUUGUUCAUGCGUGUUCAAACAUCAAAGAAUCCUACAAACUAACUGCAAAUUUGAAGAUUUCUUUACAAAAAGUUGCGAUUUUGGAAGACAAAGAGGAAAGUAUAGAUUCGCGAACUGGGUGUUCUUCAAAAGGGGUUUAAAAAGACGAUUUCGAAAUUUCAGAAAAGGGUUGGAACGCAAAAUCAUCUCUACUCCCUUUGAAGGUAAGUAACUUCAUUGCCUUGUUUAUGUUUGAAAAAAGUAUUUUUUGAACUGCGAUUGUAUUCUGGUUAGUUAUUUGCAUGGUUAGGGUUGAUUUUGAUCAUGAAUUUUUUUAUGAAAUUUCUUGUUUUUGUGCAAUGUGGUAGUUGAAGUACUUAGUUUUUUGAAAUUUCUUGUUUUUGGGUUGUUUGUUGUUUAUUUUAGGAUGGCAUCAAUUUGGUUGCUUGUCCAUUGUAAUGGGCAUGAUUUUGAUGUAAGGGUGGAAGACACAGACUUGUGCCACUUAAUUGGAUUAUAUGAAGACUUAUUUGUGGAAUCUGAAAAACAGGAUGUGUAUCUCCCCAAAUCCUUUAGAAUAUUGGUGCACAACCCUAGAACUAAUAGGAAGAUGGAAAUAAGUAGUGAUGCUGAUUUAGAGAAGGUGUGGAGUUUUGGGAGGGGAACUGACACCAUAGAGAUGUGGGUUGAGGAAACAGACAAGCCAGGAAAUGUGUUUAGGGCAUAUGUACAUCUAAGGGAUCAGGCUGAGAGAGAGAAGGUUGAAAACAUUAAAAGGGUACAAGAGAUACUGAGGAAAGAGAGGGAAGAAGAAGAAAGGAGACAGAAAGAGGAAUGAAGAGGAGAGACUGAGGAAAGAAGAAGAAGAGGAGAGGGAAGCUGAGGAGGCUAGGAGGUACCUAGUUUCAAUUGAGGUACCUGUAUUGUCAGUGGAUGACAUUACAAUUUGUGAGUACAUGAGGGUGUAUCAAUCACAAGAAGAGGUUUUCCCUGGAGAUUCCCAACCUAAUCCCCCUACCCAACAACAAACACCCCCUGCCUCACCAUUUAGAGACACUACUCCUCCACCUACAUCCUCUCCCUCACCUGUGAGGAACCCUUCACCACCACCUACAUCCUCUCCCUCACAUGUGAGGAACCCUUCACCACCACCUACAUCCCCUCCCUCACCACCACCCACAUCCCCUCCCUCACCACCACCUACAUACACUGCUUCACCACCACCCACAGCCCCUCCCUCACCACCACCCACAUACACUACUUCACCACCACCAACAUACACUGCUUCACCACCACCAUCCACAUCCCCUCCUUCACCACCACCAUCCAGUAUCCCUGUGCAACCAUCCCAAAACCCAACCCAAACCAGUGCACAAUCUUCCACUACAACCAAAGCUGUAAGACCACCAAGAACAAGACCAUCUGGGUUUAAAGUUCCUAAGAGCACUGCAAAAAAUUUAGGGACAUAUGUGCCUAAGGAAAGGGGCACAUAUUCUAGGGGUAUGAGUAGCACCAGGUCAAGGGGCAACACUGCCUCUUAUACUGCUAAUGAGGGAAGAGAGGAUGAGGAUGAUGAAGGGAGUGAAUCAGAUGAAGACUUUGAGGAUGAUGAAGAGAGUGAGUCAGAUGAAGAUGCAAUCUUCAAUUCUGAUUUUGUUGUUGAGGAACACAUUGAGGCAUAUGAUGAUGAGCUUUAUCAGCCAGGUUUUGAGGAUUGCCUAGAUGGAGGUUCUAAGAAGGAUAAGAUCUACAAAAAUGGUAAAAUAUGGAAUGAAGUUCCAUAUGGAUCCAUAAGAUUAGAGCCUUGGUUGAUUUUUAGCAGCAAAGAGGAGUUCAUGGAUGUCCUUAGGAAUUUCUGUAUACAAGAGGGGGUUUCAUUAACUGUUGAGAAAGCUGACACAACUAGAUUUACAGCCUGCUGUGUAAUUGAGGGGUGUGAGUGGAGGAUACAUGCUGCAAGGUUAGCAGAUAAGGUCAGUUGGGCUAUUAAAACUUUGAAGGGAGAACAUUUAACUUGUGGGAGAUUGGAAGAUAAUCCCAUGGUGUCCUCUAAGUGGCUAUGUAAAAAUCUCUCUGAGGAGAUUGCUGCAAACCAAGAGGUGCCAGUUGAAGCACUACAGAAGGUGGCCAUGGAGAAGUUUAGGAUCAAGGUCAAGAAGAGGCUGUUGUACAAGGUGAAGACCUUGGCUAAAAGGGAGAUACAUGGAGGGUUUGAUGACUCCUAUGGUCUGCUGCCAAGGUAUGCUGAGAUGAUCAAGGCAACUAACCCAGGAUCUUAUGCCUUGGUUACUUGGACAGGGAACACAAGGGUUGUGGUUCCCAAAUUCAAGGCAUGCUUCUUUGCCUUUGCUGUUAAUGUCAGGGGGUUCAUAGGUGGUUGCAGACCUCUAAUAGGCAUUGAUGGGGUCACCUCAGUGGCAACUACAAGGGCAUACUCCUUUCAGCCCUAGGGAUUGAUGGCAACAAUGAGAUUUUUCUCAUUGCAUAUGAUAUUGUUGACACUGAGAGUACACCUAGCUGGACAUACUUCUUCAGAAACUUAAAGAUAUGCUUUGAGAAAGAAGGAUGCAAGAGAGAUGAUUGAACAUUCAUCAGUGAUAGAAUGAGGGGUGUUGACAGUGCAGUGAAUGAGGUGUUCCCAAGAGCAACAAGGAGGGUUUGUUGUCAACACUUGUACAUGAACUGCAAAAAUGCAGGGUACAGUGGGACAGCCUUCCACAAGCUCUUCUGGACAGCUGCUGAUGCAUACAAUGAGUUUUGUCUUCAAGAAGUCCAUGUGAAGAUUCAUGAAUACAACCCUGAGGCAGUGGCUUAUUUGGACUCAUGCACAGAGCAAUGGUCUAGGCAUGUCUUUGAUCCACUAGUUUGUUGUGAUCAUAACACAACAUAAUUUGUGGAGAGCUUCAAUGCAUGCACAAAAGCAUACAGGGACCUUCCUGUUUUCACUUUGCUUGAGGCCAUAAGAAACUGGUCCAUGAAGAGAAUUGGGCCAAGGUUUGAUAAGGCAGUUGACAUGGAUGUUAACAUGCUCACUGAUUAUGCAAAGAAGGUCCUACAAACUAGGAGUGAUGAAUCAAGGUUUUGCUAUGCUACUUCAUGUGGGGGGUGAAUUUGAGGUUAGAGAUGGGAAUGUGAGUUUCCCCAUUAGGUUAGUUGAUGGUAGGUGUGGGUGUGGAAAAUGGCAAGGUUGUGGUAUACCUUGCAAACAUGGGUUGAGAGUUAUUUUUGAUGAGAGAUUGGAGGCUGCUGAUUUUGUAUCUCCUUAUUUUAAGGGGGCAGCUUACAAGGCAACCUAUGGGGAGCACAUUCACCCCAUGGCUGAUCCAUCUCACUGGCCUGACCAUGACCUGCCCCUCAUUUCUCCCCCUGAUGUUAAGAGAGGUGCUGGAAGGCCUCAAAAGCAGAGGAAAAGAGGUCCAAAUGAAGCCAAGAAGGGCAAAAGGACACACUGUUAAGUGCAGCAAAUGUAAAGAAGUUGGCCACAAUGCAAGGACCUGUGGAGGUGGACCAACUGCUCAGACCAGGAAGGAGAAAGGGUCUACAUCAGCUGCACCAGGGACUGAGAAGAGAGGAAGAAAAAGGAAUGAAACAGAUGCUAACAGUGCCUCAACCAGCCAACCUCAAGCUAUGAAGACAAAGAGGAAGAACAAGAAAGCCUGAACUGUUUUAGGAGGUCUUAGAUUAUUUUGUUUUUUGUGAUUAUGUAGGCCUAUCAUUUUGUUGAUGAUACAUUAGGAUGUGCUUUAAAUGGUGAUUAUUUUUUUUGCUACAAUAGGUUUUAAGUUGAUGCUACAACAGUUAACGCAUGCUAAUUUGUGGAAAACAAUAUUACAUUUGGUCUUUUGCCCCAAUUACAAUUUUUCAUUUAAAUAUUACAAAUAUUA